Messenger RNA from Amphibalanus amphitrite, 3879 nucleotides. RefSeq names its product T-complex protein 1 subunit delta-like. Gene Ontology annotation, molecular function: ATP hydrolysis activity; ATP binding; ATP-dependent protein folding chaperone. The record is from RefSeq and is a predicted model, not a curated record. NCBI's taxonomy places the organism in Eukaryota, Metazoa, Arthropoda, Thecostraca, Balanomorpha, Balanidae. Gene Ontology annotation, cellular component: chaperonin-containing T-complex. The transcript has 11 exons. Gene Ontology annotation, biological process: protein folding. The coding region runs from base 2040 to 3665 and encodes 541 amino acids.
AUGUUGACGUGAUAAAAAAAUCACACGUUUUUCUAAUCGAAAAUAAUAACAUUUAUGAAUGUUUUGAACAAAAAAUAACGUUUUUAACAGACUACUGAAAGACUGACCCAUUGAUUGGAACAACCACAUCACCGGGAACUUCAGUUUUUCAUUCAUUUUCACGCUGCGUUUUCCGGUGUACCAGCGGCCUGGUGGUCGUCAAUCUUUGAUUAAAUCGCAUGCAAGUUGUUGCAAAGCCCUAUUUGGAGACUUAAGUGGGCAUUUUAUGAUAUUUCAAAUGUGCUGAAUAUGAUCGUAGGCUCGGAUCAACGUAAAUCUCCGUGCAAAUACGUAAAAAGCAGGAUGGAAAUAAGGUCUGCACCGUCGUCACACCAAAUACCGUUGUAUUCUGACGAUGAAUUUAUUCAUUCUAGCUCAUGUGUAACAUUGAUAUUAAUUUUAUAUAUUGAAAUGAUAUCUACGCUUUAUGUAUUGCCCACUUUGGACCACAUCUGUCCAGUAGUUUCUGGGAAAUCUUAGUUUUAGUUGACUUUUGAAUGUGCUCAAGUUGCGACGCGUAAGGUAUUAUUAUCGAACCCGACGUCCAAGGUAACUGCCGAGAGCCGAGAUGCUAAACCAGUCCCAAAACAUCAAAUUUUUAGUUGCAUGUGAAUUUUAAAAACACAUUUAAGCUAAGUUUGCACACAUUUGAAAUUCAGCGUUUCCAUUUUUGGAACAUCGGCGUUUCCAUUUUUGGAAACUAAGUCUCCAUAAAUGGAUACGAUUAAAGACGUGAAUUUUAAUGCAUACGACAGCUUUCCAUGCAAGAAGACAAGUGCUUUUGGUGUAUCUGAGCUUGUUUUACGCGAAACAGUUGUUAUACAUCGAAUUCAGCCACCCUUGGCAAGAAAAUAUGUGCGGAGAUGUUAGCGUUUCUAUUUAUGGAACGAGCGUUUCCAUUUUUGGAACAGAAGAGUAGUCUAAAUUGGAAACGUUUCCAAUAAUAGAAACGUCUCCAUAAAUGAAUCGGAGAUACCACAGUGCGCCCGACUGAUUCUUAUUCUUCAGACCCAUUCAAAGCAAUGUCGGCAGUCCUUCACACCACCACCCCUACACAAUUUUGGUUGACUCUGCCCCAACAUCACCUACCAACCGACCCAAGAUAGAACUUCCCAAUACAAUUUUCCGUCUUGGUUGGGGUAAAAACAUUAUACCUAAACUACAAACUACCACUACAAGCUAUCCACUAAAAACAAGGAAUUUUGAGACAAAAUACCACAGCAGCCUGGAUAAAUCCCUUUUCAAGGCUAUAGAUAUAGAGGUUAAGACCCUAUAUGCCUUCAAAUAACAAAUCCAAAAAGAUAGGAACUUCAUAUACUGACUUGGGAACUUCGUGGGAACUUCCAUGCAAUUUACAAUUCAAAUUACGCCCUAGGGUAUAUAGUGCCUUGCGCCCUAGCUUAUUUUAGCGCCAUAAUUCUCUGAGUACAUUUGGCAGCAAUAAUUUGAAGAACUGCUGCUGCCAAAGCAUGAAAUAACUUCAAUAGGCCGAAAAGAGAUAAAAUUAUUUUAAAAAAUAGUUAUCAAAAAGGUUUUAAAUAUUCGUACCGUAUAAUCAUUUGUGCACUGUGACGAGUUUUUGGCAUGGUUACCCGUAUGGUUUGUGGAUAUUUGUUGAAUAAUGUAUUUUUCGGUCGCAGAUGGGUCAUAGAUUUUGCACUUCUAGACUAUUCUUAAAAUUCCUUUCAAUACAUAUAUGGCGCAGCAAAUACAAAAAGCGAAAGCCGGUGAUUUUCUUUGGAAUUCAAAUGUUAUAAAUAUGACGUCAUUAAUUGAAAUACUGCAUUUCUAUUCGUGGAAUUUAGCGUUCUAUGCCGUUUUACAUGUAACGACGUCAUAAUAUAAGGAAUAGCGAAUGCUUUCCCUCGUGACCAACGCGAACGCUUUGUUGAGAAGGGAGUGUCUUUUCGGUUUCACGGCGGCAGAGCAGGUGCAUUCUAGGCUAUUUCGUUUAUAAUUAUUUGAUCUCAUCUUUGUUAGUGGUGUGACACAGUUCAAUCAUGACACAGCCUGCUGCUGCCAAGGCACCCGCUCCUGCUCGAGCAGUGGGAUCAUCUAACCAGCAUUCCGCCUUCAAAGAUAAGACAAAACCUGCAGAAAUCAGGGCCAGCAGCAUCACUGCGGCAAAAGCUGUCGCUGAUGCUGUCAGAACCAGCCUUGGACCCAAAGGAAUGGACAAAAUGAUCCAGGAGCCCAAGGGUGAUGUCACAAUCACCAAUGAUGGUGCCACUAUCCUGCAGCAAAUGAAACUGGCUCACCCAGCAGCCAAAAUGCUGGUGGAGCUGUCGAAGGCACAGGACGCGGAGGCCGGCGACGGCACCACGUCGGUAGUAAUCCUGGCCGGCGCCCUGCUGGACGCGUCGGCCAAGCUGCUGUCACGUGGUAUCCACCCCACGGCCAUCUCCGAGUCGUUCCUGCGCGCUGGCGAGAAGUGCUCCGAGAUUCUGACCGACAUGGCCACCCCGGUGGACCUCUCGGAUCGCGAGAGCCUGCUCAAGUCAGCCUCCACAUCGCUCAACUCGAAGGUGGUCCACCAGCACGCCGGCACCCUGGCGGCAACCUCGGUGGACGCCGUGCUGAAGGUCAUCGACCCGGCCAAGGAUACCAAUGUCGACCUCAAGGACAUCAAGAUCAUGAAGAAGCUGGGAGGCGUGGUUGAGGACACCGAGCUCAUUGACGGCGUGCUCUUCGACCAGAAGAGCAGCAGCUUCGGCGGACCGACGCGCGUGGACAAGCCCAAGAUCGGCCUCAUCCAGUUCUGCAUUUCGCCACCCAAGACUGACAUGGACAACCAGGUGGUGGUAUCCGACUACGCGGCCAUGGACCGGGUACUGCGGGAGGAGCGGCAGUACCUGCUCAACAUCGUCAAACAGAUCAAAAAGUCCGGCUGCAACGUGCUGCUCGUACAAAAGUCCAUCCUCAGGGACGCGGUGAGCGACCUGGCGCACCACUUCCUGGCCAAGAUGAAGAUCAUGGUGAUCAAGGACAUCGAGCGGGAGGACAUUGAGUACGUGUGUAAGAGCCUGAACGUGCGGCCGGCGGCGUCUCUGGACCACUUCACGGCCGACACGCUGGCCACGGCCGAGCUGGCCGAGGAGAUCCAAACGGGCAGCAGCAAAAUGGUCAAGAUCACGGGCGUGCAGAACCGCGGCCGUACGGUGAACGUGCUGCUGCGCGGCAGCAACAAGCUGGUGCUGGAGGAGGCCGACCGAUCGCUGCACGACGCCCUCUGCGUCAUCCGCUGCCUCGUCAAAAAACGGGCUCUGAUCGCCGGCGGCGGCGCCCCGGAGAUGGAGAUGACCCUGCGGCUCUCCGAGCACUCUCACACCCUGACCGGAGUCGAGGCCUACUGUUUCCGGGCGUUCGCCGACGCCCUGGAGAUCAUACCGUACACACUGGCAGAAAACGCUGGUCUCAACCCUAUCGUGACGGUCACAGAGCUGCGCAACCGGCACGCCAAGGGAGAGAAGAACGCCGGCAUCAACGUGCGCCGCGGUCAGAUCACCAACAUCCUGGAGGAGAGCGUGGUGCAGCCGCUGCUGGUCUCCGUGUCGGCCAUCACGCUCGCCGCAGAGACCGUCUGCUCCAUACUGAAAAUCGACGACGUGAUCAACGUGGUCAACUGAUAAGCUGUGGAGCAGCUGUCUCCCGGCCACCCUAUCCGCCGUGGGCGUCCACUCAUGUUCCGUGUGAUUCGCCGCCCCCGCCGCCGGCCGCCCCUCGACUGACCCGCCCUGACCCGGCCGGAGGCGGGAGCGUACCAGUCCUGUUCAAUUAACGUUCUUUUCGCACGUCCGUCUUGCGCUGAUAUGAUGAUGAUAAUACAAAUAACGCACUUAA